UGAGUUCUUUUCACAUCAACCAAGUAAUUACAAGAAGGAUACUUUUUUCCUACCAGUCAAGAGAAACAGUUUAAAGUUGGUAGAUCUACAUAAUUCAUUGCUGAAGCAUUGCAGCCCAGCAGGCCAUCUCUUCUUGCCUCUUUCCCUUGUUUCAGGGUUUUGUGACUUUUUUGUAAAGCCAGAGAAGGGAGAGGAACUGUGUAAUCAUGGAUCUGAGGAAAAUGCAAGCGGUGCUGUCAACCAGUCCGGUGAGGGAGAUGCUCAUGCAACUAAACUGAUGGGGGAACAAGGAGGUCUGGAUGUUUUCAUAAAACCAGAGGAGGAGGAAGGGCUGUACAACCAUGAAGCCGAAGGAGGUACAAAUGUUGCCUGGGACCAGUCAGGAUUUCCUGACAUUCUGGUAAAGGCAGAGGAGGAAGAGAUGCUGUAUAGCCAGGGAGUGGAAGAAUGCGCAAGUGUUGCCUGGAACCAUUCAGGAGUUCCUGACUCUGUUAUAAAGCCAGAGGAGGAAGAGGAAUUGUUCAAGGAAAGUGCAAGUGUUUUUGGAGACCAGUCAGGAUUUCAUGCCAUUGUUAUAAAGCCAGAGGAGGAAGAGGGGCUGUGCAGCCUGAUAUCUGGGGAAAGUGUAAACAUUGCUGUUGAACAAUCAGUAGAAAACUGCGGGAAAACAAAAAUGUGCAUCAAGUGUGGGAAAUGUUUCACCUGCAAUUUGGAUCUGGCCAGACACCAGAAGUCCCAUGAGGAAGACAGAGAGAAAUCCUACAAAGCCACCAAGGGAACAUUUAUGCUUCACCAGAAGGCCAACACUGGAAAUAAACACUUCAAGUGCAGAAUGUCUGGACAAUGUAAGCCACUUGCCGGCCACCAGAAAAUCCAAGCAAAACCACAACGAUACAGAUGCCAGGAGUGUGGAAAAUGUUUUAGUCACCCUUCAAAGUUUCUGAGGCACCAGGCAGUCCAUACAGGAGAGAAACCAUACAAAUGCGACUGGUGUGGAAAAUGUUUUCCUCAGAAUUCACAUCUUGUGACACAUCAAGUAGUCCACACAGGAGAGAAACCAUACAAAUGUGACGAGUGUGGGAAAUGUUUUUCUCAGAAUUCAAACCUUGUGAUGCACCAAGCCGUCCACACAGGAGAGAAACCCUAUGAAUGUGAGCUAUGUGGAAAGAGUUUUGCUUAUAAAUCGGACCUUGUAAAGCACCAAAGAGUCCACACAGGAGAGAAACCAUACAAAUGUGACGAGUGUGGGAAAUGUUUUUCUCAGAAUUCAAAUCUGGUGAAGCAUCAGGCAGUCCACACAGGAGAGAAACCCUAUAAAUGUCAGCAGUGUGGAAAAAGUUUUCCUCAGAAUUCAAACCUUACGAUGCAUCAAACGGUCCACACAGGAGAAAAACCCUAUAAAUGUGAGCAGUGUGGAAAAUGUUUUUCUCAGAAUUCAAACCUAGUGAUGCAUCAGGCAGUGCACACCGGAGAGAAACCCCACGAAUGUGAGCUGUGUGGAAAGUGUUUUGCUUAUAAAGCAGAUCUAGUAAAGCACCAAAGAGUUCAUACAGGAGAGAAACCAUACAAAUGUAAACAGUGUGGAAAAUGUUUUUCUCAGAAUUCAAACCUGGUGACACAUCAGGCAGUGCACACAGGAGAGAAACCAUAUAAAUGUGAUCAGUGUGGAAAGUGUUUUUCCCAGAAUUCAAAUCUUGUGACACAUCAGGCAGUCCACACAAGUGAGAAACCAUACAGAUCACAGGAAUAUGAAAAAUAUUUUGCUCACAGUCCACACAUUGUGAGCAAUGAAAAAGUACACAAAGGAGAAAGAACAUAUAAAUGCCAGGAAUGUGGGAAAUGUUUUGCUUCCAGUUCAAUUCUUGUAAAACACCAGGGAGUCCACACAGGGGAGAAACCAUACAGAUGCCAAGAAUGUGGAAAAUCUUUUGCUUACAAGGCAGAUCUCGUGAAACACCAGAGGGUGCACACAAGAGAGAAGCCAUACAAAUGUUGUGAGUGUGGGAAAUGUUUUGCUCAGAUUUCAAACCUCGUGAUGCAUGAGAGAGUCCACACAGGGGAGAAGCCAUUUAAAUGCCAGGAGUGUGGUAAAUGCUUUGCCUCCAGUUCAAUCCUUCUGAGCCAGCACAGAGUCCACGCAGGAGAGAAACCAUUCAAAUGUGAGGAGUGUGGUAAUUGUUUUGCUUGGAGAGGCAACCUUGUCAAGCAUCAAAAAGUUCACAGAGGAGAGGCUCCGUACAAAUGCCAGGAGUGUGGAAAAUGUUUUGCUUACAAUUCAGAUCUUGUGAGCCACCUGAAAAUCCACACAGGAGAGAAACCCUACAAAUGCCCAGAAUGCGGGAUAUGUUUUGCUUCCAGGUCUGACGUUGUGAUCCAUCGGAAAAAUCACACAGGAGAGAAACCAUACAGAUGCCAGGAGUGUGAGAAAUGUUUUGCUUGGAAUUCACAGUUUCUGAGGCAUAAGGCAGUUCACACCAGAGAAAAACCAUACAAAUGUGAGCAGUGUGGAAAAAACUUUGCUCGGAAUUCAAAUCUUGUGACACAUCAAGCUGUCCACACCGGCGAGAAACCAUAUGAAUGCCAGGAGUGUGGAAAAUGUUUCUCUCAAAAGGCAAAGCUUUUCAAGCACUAUAGAGUCCACACAGGGGAAAAACCAUACAGAUGUCAGGAGUGCGGGAAGCUUUUUGCCGCAAGCUCAGCCCUUGUGAUCCAUCAGCGAAAACACACAGGAGAGAAACCUUACAAAUGCAAGGAGUGUGGAAAGUGUUUUGCUUGCAAUACACAUCUUGUGAGGCAUGAAAGGAUCCAUACUAAAGAGAAACCAUAUAAAUGCCAAGACUGUGAGAAAUCUUUCACUCAGAAAUAUCAAUUUAUGAUACAUAAGAGAGUCCAUACGGGAGGGAAACUAUAUAAAUGCCAGGAAUGUGGAAAAUGUUUUGCUCAGAAUGCACGACUUGAGACUCACCGGGCAAUCCAUACAGCAGAACAGCCAUACAAAUGCCAGCAGUGUGGGAAAUGUUUUGUUCAGCGUUCACGACUUAUGAGGCACCAGGCACUUCAUACAGAAGAAAAACUAGUAAAAUCAUAGCUUUGUACCCCUGGAGGACACCUCAGGUUUCCCAGGGUCCAGUUUUGUGCUGAAAUCCAUACAGAGCCCAUAUCUGAUGGCAGGGCAUCCAACCUCUGUUUAAAAGCCCCCAUCAAUGAUGCUCCAUCAGUUUCUGAGGUGGUUAUUAGACCCAUGAACGUAUGUUCAUUUCAGGAUGGAAAUAAAAGCUAAACAAAAAAUAAGAGGCAAUUAUGAACAUAAGAAGAGCCCUUGCAGGAUCAGGCCAAGGGUCCAUCUAGUCCAGCUUCUUGUAUCUCACAGUGGCCCCACCAGAUGCCUUUGGGAGCGCACGAGACAACUAGAUCCCUAUCUCCUGAUGCCACUGCCCUGCAUCUGACAUAUGGAGGGAUCUUCUUUUGAAGCCUGGAGAUUAUACAUUCCCAUCAUGGCUUGUAACCUGCAAUGGACUUUUCCUCCAGAAAUUGGUCCA
Molecule: messenger RNA, 3539 nt
Organism: Pogona vitticeps (central bearded dragon)
Lineage: Eukaryota; Metazoa; Chordata; Lepidosauria; Squamata; Agamidae
Biological process (GO): regulation of cytokine production; regulation of immune system process; negative regulation of transcription by RNA polymerase II
Cellular component (GO): nucleus; nucleoplasm
Molecular function (GO): RNA polymerase II cis-regulatory region sequence-specific DNA binding; DNA-binding transcription repressor activity, RNA polymerase II-specific; DNA-binding transcription activator activity, RNA polymerase II-specific
Source: RefSeq, a predicted model, not a curated record